UCCAGUUUCCCAGGGCGGAUGCGCUUGCGCUCAGCUGCCUGGGCGGGCUGAGAGGCGCGGGUUGAAAAGUCUCGUUCCAAGUUUGGAGAGAGGGAGAGAGAGGAGAGCGUCUCAGACCUCGCUACCCGCAAGCGGGGAGGAGGCAGACGGAGAGAUCGCGGCGUCUGGGGAGAACCCAGACAGCCAGACUCGAGCUCAAGCUUUCCGAGCUAGGAGUGCGUGACGUGCCUGGGAAAGGCAGGAGCGCCUGUGAUCGGGCUGCUCUUGGCUAGCGAGAGAAGUCCGAGGCGGCAAAGGGGGACGAACGACCCGACGCAAGAUGGCGAGUAAAGAGAUGUUUGAAGAUACUGUGGAGGAGCGUGUCAUCAACGAAGAAUAUAAAAUCUGGAAGAAGAAUACACCGUUUCUGUAUGACCUGGUUAUGACCCAUGCUCUUCAGUGGCCCAGUCUUACCGUUCAGUGGCUUCCUGAAGUGACUAAACCAGAAGGAAAGGAUUAUGCCCUUCAUUGGCUAGUGCUGGGCACUCAUACAUCUGAUGAGCAGAAUCAUCUGGUGGUUGCUCGAGUUCAUAUUCCCAAUGAUGAUGCACAGUUUGAUGCUUCCCAUUGUGACAGUGACAAGGGAGAAUUUGGUGGCUUUGGUUCUGUAACAGGAAAAAUUGAAUGUGAAAUUAAAAUUAAUCAUGAAGGAGAAGUAAAUCGUGCUCGUUAUAUGCCACAGAAUCCUCACAUCAUUGCCACAAAAACACCAUCUUCUGAUGUUUUGGUUUUUGACUAUACAAAACACCCUGCAAAACCAGAUCCAAGUGGAGAAUGUAAUCCUGAUCUUAGAUUAAGAGGUCACCAAAAGGAAGGCUAUGGUCUUUCCUGGAAUUCUAAUUUGAGUGGACAUCUCCUGAGUGCAUCUGAUGACCAUACUGUCUGCCUGUGGGAUAUAAAUGCAGGACCAAAGGAAGGCAAAAUUGUGGAUGCUAAAGCAAUCUUUACUGGCCACUCAGCUGUGGUAGAGGAUGUGGCCUGGCAUCUGCUGCAUGAGUCCUUGUUUGGAUCUGUUGCUGAUGAUCAGAAACUUAUGAUAUGGGACACCAGAUCCAAUACCACUUCUAAGCCAAGCCAUUUGGUGGAUGCACACACUGCUGAGGUCAACUGCCUCUCAUUCAAUCCUUACAGCGAGUUCAUUCUGGCAACUGGCUCUGCAGAUAAGACUGUGGCUUUAUGGGACCUGCGUAAUCUGAAACUAAAACUCCACACCUUUGAAUCCCAUAAGGAUGAAAUUUUCCAGGUCCACUGGUCUCCACAUAAUGAAACUAUUCUGGCUUCAAGUGGUACUGAUCGCCGCCUGAAUGUGUGGGAUUUAAGUAAAAUUGGAGAAGAACAAUCAGCAGAAGAUGCAGAAGAUGGGCCUCCAGAGCUCCUGUUUAUUCAUGGAGGACACACUGCCAAGAUUUCUGACUUCAGUUGGAAUCCCAAUGAACCUUGGGUCAUUUGCUCUGUGUCUGAAGAUAACAUCAUGCAGAUAUGGCAGAUGGCUGAAAAUAUUUACAAUGAUGAAGAGUCAGAUGUCACGACAUCGGAACUGGAGGGGCAAGGAUCUUAAACCCAAAGUGUAUGAGUCGUUUCUAUUGAAUGUAUCGCUACAUGAAUGCUUGAUUUGUCAAGCGCCAAAAAGGCAUUGUAUAGUAGGAAAUGUUAAGUGGGAUGGCUUCUGGCACUCUUUAUACCCUCUGAUUCUAGCACUUUCAAGUGAGCUGUUGCGUACUGUAUCAUAUUGUAGCUAUUAGGGGCAAAAAAGGAAUGUUGCUUAAGAAUGGACAUCAUUGUUUUAAAACACACAUUGCUGGGUUUGCCUUUGAUUCAACUGUCAUUUUCUCAAACUUUUAAGUGCUUGCUCAAGUUCCCAAUAUGCGAGAAUAACUUUUACACUUUUUCCUUCCAACACUUCUUGAUUGGCUUUGCAGAAAUAAAGUUUUAAAAUAAA
This is a messenger RNA of Apodemus sylvaticus (European woodmouse), 1978 nucleotides long. RefSeq names its product RB binding protein 7, chromatin remodeling factor (gene Rbbp7). The transcript is spliced from 12 exons. The record is from RefSeq and is a predicted model, not a curated record. Gene Ontology annotation, biological process: regulation of gene expression. Gene Ontology annotation, molecular function: histone binding. The coding region runs from base 320 to 1597 and encodes 425 amino acids. Gene Ontology annotation, cellular component: NuRD complex; ESC/E(Z) complex; nucleus. NCBI's taxonomy places the organism in Eukaryota, Metazoa, Chordata, Mammalia, Rodentia, Muridae.